Molecule: messenger RNA, 1682 nt
Organism: Toxotes jaculatrix (banded archerfish)
Lineage: Eukaryota; Metazoa; Chordata; Actinopteri; Toxotidae
Product: PAK4-inhibitor inka2-like
Exons: 3
Coding region: 176-1189 (337 amino acids)
Cellular component (GO): nucleus
Molecular function (GO): protein serine/threonine kinase inhibitor activity; protein kinase binding
Source: RefSeq, a predicted model, not a curated record
AAAGGAGGCGAACAAGACUGAAAGUCUCACUCAGCACAUCUGCCUGUGGUCUGUCGGCUACAGAGCUCAGUUAGACUGGUGACACAUCUAAACGAAGCGGGACAUUUUCCUCUUCAUGGGACGAAUUAUUUCCCGUGGACGGAAUCUGUCGCAUCAGAGGAAUUAAACUUUACCGAUGAGAGGAAAAGAAAUGCUUUGCUUACGUGACUCAGGCGACUGCUUACGGGAGCACAUGCAGUAUAUGAUGAGGUCUUUGCAAGACCUGAAACAACUGCGGAAGACCUGCCCUGCAGCCAGACGCCCCCUCGCUCCCAUCAGCACCCAGCUCCCAGAGUUGGCGCGCCACUCUGCCGUGGCACGUGCCUGUCAGCAGCGAGCAUUGCAGAGAGAACAGCGCACACGCCUGCGGAUAUCUGAUGCCAGCACGGCCAGUACCUACGACUCUGCCUGCUGCCUGGCGAGUCCGCUGGAGGAGGAGGAAGAAGAUGACGACUCAAGCAGCCGGCUGGGCCUGAGCCUCAGACUGGGCCUGGGCUCUCCCAGCAGUCAGAAGAGUCUGGAGUUUGAUUCAGGCUACUCUGAGGCGUCAUGGCAAGAUGAAGGGGUUGUUCUCAGGAGGACGAGGAAUGUGCGAGUGUCCUCCUCAGCCUGCCUCCGCACAAACAGAGCACCAAGUGGACGUAUUCGACCUAAGUCCACCUCUGAUGCCUGUCUAGAGAGGUGGACAUCGUUUGAGGUCAGCGACCCGGAGGACUGGACAAAUUCUUUACUGACCCGGGGACGCAACCGCCAGCCUCUGGUUCUGGGCGACAACAGCUUUGCAGACCUCAUACAGAAUUGGAUGGACUUGCCAGAUUGCCCUGAACCCACUGACCCCAAGCCAAGCUCGAGACGUAGACUGGGAAGAGGUUUAUUUGUCAACAUGAGAAGGAAACUAGCAGGAAUUUCUAAGAGUGUAGAGGACAGAGUGAGGAUGAGAUCCACAGACUCUGCUCACGCUAACAGAACUGCAAAUGCUCCAAAACGUUUGUCCUGUCCAGUUGUGUCCUCACAGCCCAAAGUCCCCUUUUUCCACCAGUCCCUCUCAGGUAUUAACGAGCUGGACACAGAUUUUUACCACUUUGCGGGCCUCAUGAAAUCAGGCAGCCGACAGCCCAUUAUCUGCAAAGACAUCAUCGGCUACAUUUGACGCCCAGUUUGCAUGUAAAGCCAUGUACAGACAGAUGGACAAUCCUCAGAGUCACUUUAUUUUUGACUGUUCUGACUUAUGACUGGUUUUUAUUUCACUUUUUAUAUGCUGUGAUUAAGCUAUUGAAAAUAAAAAUGUUCUCAUAAUUUAAACUCUACGUACUAUUAAUAUUGUUCAUGUCAUGCAUGUGAUACAAGGUAUAUUUUGGUUGAUGUUAUCUGGAAUUCCCUGAUAACAUUUGAACACAUUAUUUAUUUGAAUGAAGCCAUAGUCAGUAGAAUAGUCAUCUGAGUUUCAUUACAGCAUUCAUUACAGUAAGAGAGUGACUCCUCACUGCUGGAUUAGUUAAAGAACUAUUUCUGCAGUGAAACAGACGAAUGUGGGUUCAUUUGUUAUCAUUAGUAAUUUAAUACUCUGGGCAUACAGUACAUGAUGGAGUUUGAGGAUGCACGGUUUAGUGUAACUGCUGUUAAAUAAAAAAGAUGAAUUCAAA